Messenger RNA from Nerophis ophidion (straightnose pipefish), 5637 nucleotides. RefSeq names its product ring finger protein 122 (gene rnf122). The coding region runs from base 254 to 721 and encodes 155 amino acids. NCBI's taxonomy places the organism in Eukaryota, Metazoa, Chordata, Actinopteri, Syngnathiformes, Syngnathidae. The transcript is spliced from 6 exons. The record is from RefSeq and is a predicted model, not a curated record.
UGUACUCGCCAGUCCGUGAUGACGAGUAAGACGAGCCAGCAGGACAACAGCCUGCAUGUUUUUUUUUUUUUUGUAUCCACGCGUGGAUCGUUGUAUCUGCCGUCCGCUUCUGCUGCGUUCGAUGCUGACCUCAUUUUGACCGUCUAGUUUCGAUUCCCCCCAUCUGGCCACUUUCUUGAGGUCAACCACCAGCUUGUUUGCAAACAAGAGUCGGGACCGUGCAAGGAAGACUUCCCCCCGCCCCGAUGCAUUGAUGCAACCCUUUCAGUUGUGCAACGGCUGCUUCUGUGGUCUGAUUCAGGACUACUCCAACAAGUCGUGCGCCAUGCCGCCCAUCACCUUCCAAGACCUGCCCCUAAAUAUCUACAUGGUGAUCUUUGGCACGGGCAUCUUCGUCUUCAUCCUCAGCCUCAUCUUUUGCUGUUAUUUCAUCAGCAAACUUCGACACCAAGCCCAGAGUGAGCGGUUUGGAUACAGAGAGGUGGUUUUGAAAGGAGAUCCCAAAAGGUUGAAUCUGCACGGGCAGACGUGCGCCGUGUGUCUGGAGGACUUUAAGUUUAAAGACGAGCUCGGAGUGUUGCCAUGCCAACAUGCUUUUCAUCGAAAAUGCCUGGUCAAGUGGCUGGAGGUGCGCUGUGUGUGCCCUAUGUGCAACAAACCCAUCGCCGGCCCCCCAGUGCAGCACCACAGCAUCGGUACCCUGCUGGAUGAACUGGUGUAACCUAGCAACCGCAUCACACCUCGUUUGUAGUGGUGGUAGGCACCAACAGGGGAGAAGUACCAGUGUUUGGCUGCUGCAAGGACAUCAUAAGGGAUCUUUGGGUCUGGCUAACCAACCAGAAAAAGACUCUGUUGAGGGAUGUUGUUACCUAGCAACCCAACCCUAAGAUGGGAACAUGGAGGCACCUUUUUGAUAAUCUUCAACCACCCACACAUCCGUGCUUCAUCAGUCUUCACUCCACAUCUAUCUCUCUCCACGCAUCUUCCCCCCGUUUUUUGUUUUUACAGCCAGAAGUGUUCAGUUGACUCCCGUGGGAACAUCGAGACGACCGCAUGAGUGUACAUCCGCGUAAUGUGAAGAAGAUGAGGACAACACACUGUAGCAAGGACAUGGCGAUCAAAUGUGGCUUAAAGGAGAUGGAGGUUCUUCUUUUUUUUUUUAAAUACCUAAUUUGAACUACGAAGUUCAAUUGUAGCAAUCAAACACCAACACAUUAAUACACCCUUUAUGGUGCAAGUGACCAAUCAGCAAAUCAAGGUAAUGAUAAUAACGAAAAACAUUUAUGAAAUAAUGUAAACAAAUCUGGGCUUCACGGUGGUAGAGGGGUUAGAGCGUCUGCCUCAAAAUAUGAAGGUCCUGAGUAGUACUGGGUUCAAUCCCGUGCCCCGUAUCUUUCUGUGUGGAGUUUGCAUGUUCUCCCCGUGAAUGCUCCCACCUCCAAAAACAUACACCUGGGGAUAGGUUGAUUGGCAACACUAAAUAGGCCCUAGUGUGUGAAUGUGAGUGUGAAUGUUGUCUGUCUAUCUGUGUUGGCCCUGCGAUGAGGUGGCGACUUGUCCAGGGUGUACCCCGCCUUCCGCCAGAUUGUAGCUGAGAUAGGCACCAGCGCCCCCCGCGACCCUAAAGCAGUGGUUCUUAACCUUGUUGGAUGUACCGAACCCCAUUAGUUUCAAAUGAACAUUCACCGAACCCUUCUUAGUGAAAAAUAUAUAUAUAUUUUUUUUAAAUUCAAGACAGUUAUGUGUUUUUGGUAACACUUUAGUAUGGAGAACAUAUAAGUAACAAAGACUUAAUCUAGAGGUUUUUGGACACUGGGGGAACAUAUUCUAAGUAACAAAGACUUAAUUUAGAGUUAUUUGGUUAAGGUUAGGGCCAGGGUUAGAGGGUUAGGGUUAUAAUGAGGCCAUGCCAAAUAAGGCAUUGAUAAGUACUAAAUAAUGACUAGUUAAGAGCCAAUAAGUCACUAAUGUGCAUGUUAAAAAGAAACAAUAAUUAAUGGUGAAUAUGUUCCCCAUACCAAAGUGUUACCAUGUUUUUUUUACUGGUGCACAAAAUGAACAUCACCUUGUUCACUAAGGCAUUAAUAAGUACUAAAUAAUGACUAAUUAAGAGCCAAUAAGUCACUAAUUUGCAUGUUAAAAAGAAACACAAAAUCUAUGGUGAAUAUGUUCCCAAUCCUAAAGUGUUACCAUGUUUUUUUUACUGGUGCACAAAAAAAACCAUGCAUGAAGAUCACCUUGUUCAAAGAACAAAACCAACACAGUGCAUAAACUCACAACAAAUUACACACCUGCAAAUCAGUGUUACUUCUGAUGUUGCCGUAUCCGUAAUACGCCGAUAGCGAGAAGUUUUUAUUGAGACAAUGAGUCUGGUGUGUUUUGACCUCUGUCGAACCCCUGAGGCCGACUCACCGAACCCCAAGGGUUCGAUCAAACCCAGGUUAAGAACCACUGCCCUAAAGGGAAUAAGCGGUAGAAAAUGGUUGGAUGGAUGGAUAUAUGUAAACAAAUUAUUACAUCAUCAAAUGAGUGAAAAAUUUAACAAUAUAAAUAUAUAUAUUUGACAAAAGUGCGGCAUGAUAUCAACUAGUACAAAAUGAUAAUUGAAAAAAAGAAUUAUGGUUAAAGAAAAGUACAUGCACUUGUUUUACCGUUUUGUCCAUUUGCUUACACACAUUUUUACUAAUUGUGUUUUUUUUUAAAAAGGAUUUACAGGCCUACUGAAAUGAGAUUUUCUUAUGUAAAUGGGAAUAGCAGGUCCAUUCUAUGUGUCAUACUUGAUCAUUUCGCGAUAUUUAUGUAUUUUUGCUGAAAGGAUUUAUUACAGAACAUCGACGAUAAAGUUUGCAACUUUUGGUUGCUAAUAGAAAAGCCCAGCCUUUACCGGAAGUAUGUGCGUGUGACGUCACGAGUUGCAGGUCUCCACACAUAUUCACAUUGUUUAUAAUGGGAGCCACCAGCAGUAAGAGCAAACCGGACCGAGAAAGCGACAAUUCCCCCAUUAAUUUGAGCGAGGAUGAAAGAUUCGUGAAUUAGGAUAUUGAUAAUGAAGGACUAGAAAAAAGAAGACAAAAAAAGCGACGGCUCCAGGCGGAGGCAGUGUGAGUGUUUCAGAUGUAAUUAGACACAUUUACUAGGAUAAUUCUGGAAGAUCCCUUAUCUGCUUAUUGUUUUAAUAGUGUUUUAGUGAGAUUUUAAAGAUUGUAAAGACAUACCUCGAGGUCGGAUGGCUGCGGUGAACACGAAGUGUCUCAGAGAGAAGCCGAGGAGCCAAGCUCACAGCUGCCCUUUAAACAGCUGCUGCAGGACGACGAAUAAUCCAAUGAUGUCUCCGGUAAGAUAUAUAUCACAAUUUCCCCAUCCAAAAAUAUCCUGGUUGACGUAGAGAACCAUGUUCGCUUGACCGCUCUGUGUUAAAGCUUCACAACAAACGAAGAAACACCGGCUGUGUCUCGGUGCUAAAGACAGCUGCAAUCCACCGCUUUCCACCAACAGCAUUGUUCUUUAUAGUCUCCAUUAUUAAAUGAACAAAUUGCAAAAGAUUCAGCAACACAGAUGUCCAAAAUACUGUGUAAUUAUGCGGUUAAAGCAGACGACUUUUAGCCGCGAGUGGUGCAGCGCUAAUAUUUCUUGACAGUUUGUGACGUCACCCGUACGCGUCAUCAUUCCGCGACGUUUUCAACAACAAACUUGCGGGAAAUUUAAAAUUGCAAUUUAGUAAACGAAAAAGGCUGUAUUGGCAUGUGUUGAACUGUUAAUAUUUCAUCAUUGAUGUAUAAACUAUCAGACUGCGUGGUCAGUAGUAGUGGGUUUCAGUAGGCCUUAACACACUUUUCCAAACACAACAUUCAAUUUUCUUGAUUCCUAGAUUAUUUGCAAAAUGACGCACUUCGGUCAAAACAUAUGCCCAUUCCUCAAAAUACAGCAAGCAUUUGUAAAAAUGCAGUUUUAUUGUCAUCUCACACACACAUACUUCAAUUAGUAAAACACUAUUGGAGUCAGUUACCCACAACAGCAAUGAAUACAAAACACAUUUAUUAAAGAAAAAAAAAAAACUAUUUUACUAUACGAAAUCACAUGUUUGGGGCAUUUCGCCCGACCGUUUUAGCAUAUGUGAUGAAUGGUUACUGUAACUUGACAAAAUAAUUUGGCAAAUCCACAGCAAUCGUCAUUGUUUACUUUGAAGUGGGCCUAUAUGUAAAGACCUAAAGAAGUGCUCAACAAUGAUACUGCAAACUGAAAAUAUGUAAAAAAAAUGUACCACAGUCAGGUAAAGUAACAUAUCACAGUAGUCAACAAUGACAUGCAAUACGAAUUAAAAUCUGAGACAAAUAAAAACGUUUGGAAAAAAAAAAAAAAUCUGUCUCGCUGGACAGGCCAUAGUAUUUCAUCCACAUCACAUAUGCAGGAUUGGAAUAAUAAUAAUAAUAAUAGAUUUUAUUUGUAAAAAGUACUUUACGUUGAGCAAACAACCUCAAAGUGCCACAGUGUAAAAAAAAAUAGUAAUAAUAAAAAUAAAUAAAAUAUAAAACUAGAAACAGCCCAAGAGCUAGAACCAGCAUGCAUGUCUAUGAAAAGGCGUGGGUGUAAAGCAUUGUGUGUAAUAUUUUGCAAAAACUGUCUAUGCCUAAUAUUAGACAAAUCUGCACACUGAUUUUCCUUUUACUGUGUGCAGACUUUAACUGUGAAAAUGUAAAAUGUAGUGUGUAAACAAUUGGAAAAAACUGUAUUAUGACAAAUCAUUUUUUGAAAAUGUUACUAAAAUUUACUGUGAUAAUUAUAUAGGGUUAAACUUGCUCCAUAAAGGGGUUAAUGUUGCAUAUUAUUGUGUCUUAACAUGUUUUUUUUAUUGCGUUGUCACUCACUCAAUGGCCACAGUGUUACCUGCAAAAUGUAAUGUGAUCUAAUACAAUAACUGUAUGAGAAAUAAUGAAGGUAAUAAUGCUUGAAUUUAACUAUUUAUUUUACUACUUGUGGUUUGCAGGCAGUGGUGAAUGACCACAUGUGUGCUAAAUAUCCAAAUAAUAGCUGACAGUAUGAUGCAGUACAGCUCCGAUUUGAUACACCAUAACCACUAUGUAUAAAUACUACAGAUUUUUUUUUAAAUUUCGUAUCUUCUGUAAGAUUUUGGAGCUUUAUUUGGUCUCGUUAGAUUUUGCAGGUGCACCCGAUGAAGGGGCUGAAAUGCCCAAACUACAAUAUAGUGUUGCAGUUCUGUGAUGUUGUAUUUUGAAGAUAAAUGCACUUUGAGUUCAUAUUAAAAAAAAAACAUAUCAGAUCGUUGGGAUUUUAAGGCUGCAGAGUCUGCAGCUUUGUGAGACAAUAUUGUUGGUUCUUCUGUACAUUCCACUGCUGUUUUUUGUCUUGUUUUGUUUUUUUUUGACAAAAACAAGUGUAAAUUAUGACGCAAAACACUGCCUGACCUGAUCACAAAUUUCACAAAGCACAUUACUAGUACUAAUGAUAAUAUGAAGCCAAACAAGUUCCAUAUUUUUGUAAACUAACUGAUGUAAAUAACUGGAAGCCACAAGAAACCCACUUGUCUAUUUCACUCAGCUUGUUGAUGUGUUGAUAUGCAGAAUGCAUGUGGCGCCAUCCUCAGGUCAGAUCAGAUAUUAAAAUGGUUUUGUAUUCAUA